AUGGCGGCGGCGGUGGCCGGGGCCGCCCUGCUGGGCAAGGGGCUGGACAUCAGCCUGGCGGCGCUGCAGCAGCACGACCCCUACAUCAGCAGCAUCGUGGACGUGGCCAGCCAGGUGGCGCUCUACACCUUCGGGCACCGCGCCAACGAGUGGGAGAAGACUGACGUGGAGGGAACGCUGUUUGUUUACACAAGAUCGGCUUCUCCAAGGCAUGGCUUCACAAUUAUGAACAGACUGAGCAUGGAAAAUCGAACAGAACCUAUUACUAAAGACCUCGAUUUCCAGCUGCAGGACCCUUUUCUACUGUACAGAAAUGCCAGAUUGUCCAUAUAUGGGAUUUGGUUUUAUGAUAAGGAAGAAUGCCAAAGAAUUGCAGAGCUCAUGAAAAACCUAACUCAGCAGGAACAAUUCAAAGCACAGCAGGGCACGGGAACAGGAGUGUCCCCAAUGAUCGUGAAUUCUGCUAAUAACAAAGAAGUGGAUAUCUUACGGAUGCUUACCAAAGCCAAAGAUGAGUAUACCAAGUGUAAGACCUGCUCAGAGCCAAAACAAAUAACCAGUUCCUCUGCAAUCUAUAACAACCCCAACCUAAUCAAACCAAUUCCGGUGAAGCCUAGUGAAAAUCAGCAUCCACGAAUAUCUCAGCAAAGCAAGAAUGUGGAACCUGAACCACAGCACUUGUCUCUGACAGCACUGUUUGGAAGACAAGAAAAGCCAGAUGUCUCAGAACCCCUUAAUAAACAGCAUCAAGAAAAUCUUCCUGUUAGGCAGGGUGUGGUACGUUCACUGUCCUAUGAAGAACCUAGCAGGCAUUCACCCUCUGCAGAGAAACAGCUUUGCCCCGCCAUUCAGAAGCUUAUGGUGCGUGGGACAGACCUUCAUCCGCUUGCUGAGUUUCCUGAAAACCGACUCUGUGAAAAUGGCAAUAUCCACCCUGUGGGUGAGACUUUCACAGGACUCUUCCAACCUGUGACUUCUCAUGGUAUUGCAACAUCUCAUGGAGUUCAGGAUACUGCUGGCACUCAGAGCUUAUUACAGAAAUUACAGGGUCAGUCAGGGUCCGUGACUAAAAUGGACCCCAGUGCAACAGGAUCUGUGAACUCGACAGCUUCUGUGUUCAACAGGACUCCUGCUGCUGUUGGGGCACCAGCAGCACCGGUAAACAAUGUGAGCCAGCCACCUUUGGUUUAUUUCAAUGGCUCCCUACCAGGCCAGACUUUAGAGUCUCAGACACUUGGUAAAGAACAAUCCAAACUUCCUAGACAGCCACUUUCUCUCUCUGGCAAUCAAGCCACCAAUUCUGGGGUAAUUUCACCUCAAGAGUUACUGAAAAAACUCCAGAUAGUGCAACAAGAACAGCAGUUGCAUGUAUCCAGCAGACCAACCUUGGCAGCUAAGUUUCCUGUUGUUACUCAGAAUACCAAUACACUGAAACCACUGGAUUCCUGGAUAGAAAAGCCACCGGGUACAGAAAAACAGAGCUCUCUCCUUCAGGUAAUCUCACCUCAACGCAUUCCUGCCACUGUGACUCCUACCUUGUUGAUGUCCCCAAUGGUGUUCACUCAGUCCACACCUGCUCCACCAAAAGCAAAUGAAAGUGGGCGGUUAACAGCAGCAAACCAAGAACCUGCUGCUAGCUCAUCUAGCCUUCUCCUGCCACUGCAAACCCCAGAGCCAUCUGUGGUCAACAGCAGCCCAGUGACGAAGAUGCAGUUGCAGGAAACUCUUCUACACCUGAUCCAGAAUGAUGACAACUUCUUAAAUAUUAUUUAUGAAGCAUAUCUCUUCAGUGUGAGAAAGGCCGCAAUGAAAAAGUCUAUGUGAAAGAUGAUUUUACAA
Gavia stellata (red-throated loon) is the source of this 1839-nucleotide messenger RNA. It is a transcript of the gene DCP1B, whose product is annotated as decapping mRNA 1B. The record is from RefSeq and is a predicted model, not a curated record. Gene Ontology annotation, molecular function: mRNA binding; enzyme activator activity. The transcript has 9 exons. Gene Ontology annotation, biological process: positive regulation of catalytic activity; deadenylation-independent decapping of nuclear-transcribed mRNA; deadenylation-dependent decapping of nuclear-transcribed mRNA. Gene Ontology annotation, cellular component: P-body. Lineage: Eukaryota; Metazoa; Chordata; Aves; Gaviiformes; Gaviidae. Bases 1 to 1824 code for a protein of 607 amino acids.